This is a messenger RNA of Aphis gossypii (cotton aphid), 843 nucleotides long. RefSeq names its product 52 kDa repressor of the inhibitor of the protein kinase-like. The transcript has a single exon. The record is from RefSeq and is a predicted model, not a curated record. Bases 1 to 843 code for a protein of 280 amino acids. NCBI's taxonomy places the organism in Eukaryota, Metazoa, Arthropoda, Insecta, Hemiptera, Aphididae.
AUGAGUUUAUCUGUUAGAUAUGUAGAUACAACAACAUGUACAAUUAAAGAAAAUUUUAUUUGUUUUGUACCUGUAUUUGAAUGUACUGGCGAAAACUUGGCUAAUAUAAUUAUUCAAAAACUGAAGGAAUUAGGUUUAAGUUUAGAAUUUUUACGUGGCCAAGGAUACGAUGGAGGUGCUAAUAUGUCAGGGAAAUAUAAAGGUGUACAAGCUAGAAUUCUUAAUUUACAACCAAAAGCGUCUUAUACACAUUGUGCAUCACAUCGGUUAAAUUUAACAUUAUUAAAAGCUUGCAAUGUACUACCCAUAAAAAAAUUAUUUUCGACCAUUAAAGAAGUAUGCAAUUUUGUACGUGAUUCCCCGAAAAGAGUUGAUUUGUUUAAAAAAGUAAUCGCUGAACAUUUACCGACAUCAAAAUCUGUUAUUUUAAUAAAACUAUGCGAAACGCGAUGGGUUGAAUCUCAUGAAGCGAUUCUUAGAUUUUCGGAUAUGCUUUUGCCUAUUGUAAUAUUUUUGGAAGAUAUAAUAGGUAAUGCAGAUGGAAAUAUACUUUCAAAAUGCAACGGACUUCUUCAAUCAGUAUUAAAUUUUGAAUUUAUUUUGUCUUUGGAAGUAGCGGUCGAAAUACUAUCAAUAACUUUGCCAAUAUCACGUCAGCUACAAAAUCCAGAUUUAGAUUUAACAAAGUGUAUUGAAAUGAUAAAUAUUGUGUUGGUUGCUUUUAAAAAUAACAGAGAAGAUACAAAAUUCACUGCUAUUUUUAAUCGAGCUGUGUCUAAAGCAGGUGUGUUAAAUAUUGAUGUUAAAAUUCCACGGAUAUGUAAAAGACAAGCUCACCGAUAA